UAUGGUGGCAUCUUAAAUUGCCAAGUUUAUCAAUGCUUGUUCAAUCAAGUGAUGCGAUUUCACUUUUAUUGUUUUAAAUUUUCCAAUUUCUCAUAAGAUUUCUUGUGUUACACGCCCGCAAUAGCCCCGACAGUUACCUAAACCGUGUCUACAGACUUGAUAAUGGCUAACUGGACAGCUCUCGGCUCCAUAGUCCUCCCCAACCUCGGCGGCUGGGCGAACGGCCUCUACUUCGCCGGGCAAAUCCGCAAAGGUGACGAGAAGACCUGGUACGAUCAGCUGAACAAGCCCACUUGGACAGCACCGAAAUGGAUCUUCGGGCCCGCGUGGACAGUCUUGUACAGCAGCAUGGGUUACGCUUCGUACAGGGUCUUGGAAGAGUGCAGCGAGAGUCCCGAGAACGCCGUGUUACCGCUAUCUUUGUAUGGUAGUCAACUUCUCUUGAACUGGGCGUGGACGCCCAUCUUCUUCGGGUUGAAGGACUUUAAAUUGGCAUUCAUUGAAGGCACAGUUCUAAUAGGCGCCGCUACAGCGACCGCGGUUUCCUUCGCGGUAGUGGAUAAGAAAGCAGGCCUACUAAUGGUGCCCUACCUCGCUUGGUUGGGUUAUGCUAUGUCGCUGACCUACUAUAUUUGGAAGAAUAACCCACAGAGCAAAGACGAGAAGACAAACUAAAGAUGACACAGUAUUACGCACGCUGACUUAAUCGCCUGUCGUCAUUCAAGCAAAGUGUUCUUAGCUUUAUGAGCAACGCAACAAUAUCUAGCUAUAAGUACAAAAAUCUAGGUAAAAAAACGUCACUUAGUACCAAAGAUACGGGCAAUAUAGGAAUUUUUAUCAAUGCACGAAGUUGAAAUUUGAAAAAAGAACUUAUGUUGGAUUUUCUCCAUUUAAUGAAAAAAAAUGUACCUCACUACUUACUGGCUAAUAAGAAAUGUAAAUGUUUGUAAAACAAGAAAAUAUAAUGCGAUGUAAUUGAAAAAAGAACUUGAAAUUUUAUGUUUGAUAAUCUACGUCAAUUAAAAAAAAGUAGGUACUACUACUAAGUCUGUUGUCUAUGUCAUAAUAAAAUAUAUUUUUAUUUAUUCAGGCGAAUAUGUGAACAUAUAAAAAUGAAAAUAAACAAUUUACAAGUCUUCUGAUAAACUACGCAUUUAUAUGCUAACAAGCAAAUAAAUAAAGAUACCUACAUGCCCUCAGUCUUUAGUCUACAUUGCAGCUACAAUAUAAUUUUAAGUUUAAAAAUAUGUUCUUAAUUUGAAUAUUAAUUUGAAGAGGAUACUUUUUGUUCUAAGUCAGUCUCAAGAUUUAAAUGCAUUAGCUCCACUUAAUUAAAAAAUAUAAGAUUAUAAAAAAAUAUCUUUUUAAUUAUCUGUACUUAAAAGAUUAAAAUGGAAGUGUCCUUUAAAACGGUUAAGCACAAACAAUUCAGCAUUCCUGUGGCAUUUAUUGAUUAAAUCUACUUUAUCAUAUUAUAUACCUAUCUUGUUAUAGUUUUAAAAAUAAUCGUGAGGGAUGCUUGUUUUCGAAUAUUUUUUUGUUUUGGAGGUUUAUAGUAUUAAUAAAGUCUGAUAUUCUGUC
This is a messenger RNA of Amyelois transitella, 1581 nucleotides long. Its product is annotated as translocator protein. The record is from RefSeq and is a predicted model, not a curated record. Lineage: Eukaryota; Metazoa; Arthropoda; Insecta; Lepidoptera; Pyralidae. The coding region runs from base 163 to 675 and encodes 170 amino acids. Gene Ontology annotation, cellular component: mitochondrial outer membrane. The transcript has 5 exons.